Messenger RNA from Camelina sativa (false flax), 1825 nucleotides. Lineage: Eukaryota; Viridiplantae; Streptophyta; Magnoliopsida; Brassicales; Brassicaceae. The record is from RefSeq and is a predicted model, not a curated record.
ACACCGCCCAUGCGGCACGCUGUCUAUCUAAACCAAAACUAAACCCAUUCAUCAUCUUUCAUCUGAAUACUCUCUUAACCCUUAACCUCCUCUUCUUCUCAGACCUAACCCUAAACCCAUCUCUCUCUCUCCUCUCUUCUCCCUCUUCUUACAAAGCUUCAUCUUCCUGUAUUAACUAGUCCAGCUCCAGUUUCAUUUUCAUGUACAUGACUUUGUUGUUCCUCUCUUCCAUUUAAUUAACCUCUCUCUUCUUUAAAACUUUUCAAUCUUUUCUUCCCUUAAUUUAUUGAAUUGAGCUCUAUUUUGUACAUCAUCAUCGUCAAGCUAAGCUAUUGGUUUUGAUUCGAGUGGAAGAGAAGAGAGGAGACUUAGUUAUCAAUUAAUUAGGGUUUUCAAUUGUUUCCUUUUCAAUCAAGAAAUAAUGGAUCAGGUCUCUCGCUCCCUUCCUCCACCUUUUCUCUCAAGAGAUCUCCAUCUUCACCCGCACCAUCAAUUCCAACAUCAGCAGCAGCAGCAGCAACAUAACCACGGCCACGAGAUCGACCAACACCGAAUCGGCGGGCUUAAACGUGACAGAGACGCUGAGAUCGAUCCCAACGAGCACUCUUCUGCCGGAAAAGACCAAAACACUCCCGGCUCAGGCGGAGAAAGCGGCGGAGGCGGAGGGGGUGAUAAUCAUAUCACGAGAAGGCCACGUGGCAGACCAGCGGGGUCCAAAAACAAACCAAAACCACCAAUCAUCAUCACUCGGGACAGCGCAAACGCUCUCAAAUCUCAUGUCAUGGAAGUUGCAAACGGAUGUGACGUCAUGGAGAGCGUCACCGUCUUCGCUCGCCGUCGCCAACGUGGCAUCUGCGUUCUUAGCGGAAACGGCGCCGUUACGAACGUCACCAUAAGACAACCGGCUUCAGUACCUGGUGGUGGCUCGUCAGUCGUUAACUUACACGGACGUUUCGAGAUUCUUUCUCUCUCGGGGUCUUUCCUUCCUCCACCGGCUCCACCAGCUGCGUCAGGUCUAACGAUUUACUUAGCCGGUGGUCAAGGACAGGUCGUUGGAGGAAGCGUAGUUGGUCCACUGAUGGCUUCAGGACCUGUGGUGAUUAUGGCAGCUUCCUUUGGGAACGCUGCGUAUGAGAGGUUGCCGUUAGAGGAAGAUGAUCAAGAAGAGCAAACGGCUGGAGCGGUUGCUAAUAAUAUCGAUGGAAACGCAGCGAUGGGUGGUGGGACGCAAACGCCAACGCAGACUCAGAAUCAGACGCAGCAGCAGCAGCAACAACAACAGUUGAUGCAAGAUCCGACGUCGUUUAUACAAGGAUUGCCUCCUAAUCUUAUGAAUUCUGUUCAGUUGCCAGCUGAAGCUUAUUGGGGAACUCCACGACCAUCUUUCUAAAUCGCCAAAAAAACAAGUACUUAGAUACGUUCGUUGUUUUAAAUUUAUAAUCUCUCUUGUCAAAUUUUAAUUUCCUUUUCUUCUUUUUCUUCUUCUUUGUUUUCUAAAGAUAAUUGUAGUCUUUGACGAAGAUUCGUGGUACGUAUGAGUCGAAGAGAAUCGUUUUGGUCAUGGUAUUGAUCGAUUUUUAGGUUUGAGAGGAGGGUUGUGUGUUUGCGUUGACUAGGAGAUUAUAAAUUGUUGAUUUAUGAGUUUUUAUAUUCAUGUGUUGGUGAUUAUUAGCUUUACGUCUAUGUUGAAUUAUAGAGCAUAAGCUAUGAUUUCAUAUAUUGAAAGGUUAAACAGGUUACUAACAAUGUCAUGCUAUUAUUUUCUUCCGUUACUCUUUUGGUAAGAGGUCAAAUAAUGAAUUUUUCAUAUCCGUUAUAUACUCAA